AAGCGCGUAGCGUUGGCAUCUGGCGGACAAAGCACGAUCGAGUUCCGUGGGGAGAGCAUAGUCCGAGUUGACGGCGUGAAUCGCAACGACAUUUUGCGUCUCGCGUAAUUAUUUUCCGCUGCGAAGUCGCGAGCCGCUUCCCGACGUUCACGCAGGUAAACGGACAUCGAGGAGGAAAAGAGACACGAUGGCGAAGCUCAGCUUCAAGGUGUACAUGAUAAACGACGACUUGUCGGACCACGUCGAACAAGUGCGUAGAUUCGCUAUCGAUACCGACGUCGCGAUGAAUUACAACUACUUGCGCGAGAGGCUGCAGACCUUCUUCCCGGAGCUGCGCUCUCGGAAUUUCAUCAUGGCUUGGAGAGAUGACGAGAAGGAGAAUAUCACGAUAUCGACCAACGAGGAGCUGGAGAUCGCGUUGACGGAGAUGUCCAAGGACAUCCGAAAGAUCUGCAAGCUGUACAUCAUCCUGCAGAACGAGAAGGAAACGAGCGCAGAGGCCAAGAAGACGGAGAAGACCUGUCAUCCCGGUGUGAUCUGCGACAUGUGCGACAAGAAGAUCUACGGCUUCCGCUUCAAGUGCAUGCAAUGCGUGGACUACGACCUCUGCUUCGACUGCAUGACGCUGGGCUAUCAUCCGGAGCACUACAUGGUGCGCAUGACCAACCCGGUCGACUGGUCGAGCUACCACGGCCACCGGCUCAAUCACCACAUGCGUAAGUUCGUGAGGAGGAUGAUGUACAGCAGCAAGGACGACGAGCGCAAGGCCAAGGGCGGCAGGCGCGGCGGCAGCGGCACUCGCGGCUGCCCGAUGUUCAACACAACAGGCGGUAAAUUUACUGUUGGUCCGUUUGAUGCAUCUGUCGUAGAGCCACUGGUGGGUUUCAUAGUAGAUGCGUGUGUCCCCCCGUCAGACGCGUGCGACGAGCAGAAGCGGUCACCCAAGGAGCAGCAGCAGCAGCAGCACCGAGACCCGUCGACCGAGGCGGCGACGGAGGCGACCGAGAACCCGCAGCAGGAGGUGACCAAGGACAAGUUCUCGCAGCUGAUGAAGAUGCUCGAGGACAACUUCUCGAGUAUAUCGCAGUUCCUCGACCCGCUCGGCAUCAGCGUCAGCGUCGUCGAUGACCGCGACGCCAACAAGCAGAGCAAACCAGCGAAGAACGCGGCGCAGGAGAAGGCUGCAGAGGGUCAGACCGCGGACGAGACCGGACGAGAGAGUAAGAAGUUCCCUGGAAAGGGAAAGAAACUCUGCGACGACAGCACGGAGGAGAAAGCGGGUCCUUCGGACAACGCGACAUCGGUGCAGAAGGACACGGCGGCGGCCUCUUGCUCGGCCGAGCAGGCCGCUGAGGCUGACGAGUGGACGAUGCUGCAGUGCGACAGCGCCAUGAACAUCAGCCGCGCGUCCUCCGCUUCGUCCUCCUCCUCGAACGGCGCGAUACCCAAGCAGGCCGCAUCGUCCACGUCAACAGCACCAUCACCACCGGCAGAGGCGGCGAAAGCGGAGCCACCGAAGCCCAUGUAUCCACCUCUACCGCAGGAAGUGAAACACGAGUUCUACCAUCCGAAUCCCAAGAUCCAAAACGCCGUGGAGACGAUGAUGGCGAUGGGAUUCUCCAACGACGGCGGCUGGCUCACGCAUCUGCUGGUCUCGAAGAACGGCGACAUCUGUCAGGCACUGGAUGUUCUCUCGGCGGUGCAACGCAAAUAAUUGGAGGAAGCGAGACCAACAUCUACUCUUUUUUUUAGUUGGCGAUAGCUCAUCUAUGAUAACGGAUGCACUAGUUAACGCAUAGUCAGUGCUUUUGAGAUAACGGUGACAGUUUAUGUACGGUUGCUUAUUAUAAUCGUUAAUAAUAAUUCUCUUUACCUCGGUAAAUCCUCAUUUUACACACAUUGCUCAACAAUUGAGUGCACAAAAUUUUAAUAGAGGUCACGCGUCACGUUCCGUCUACUCUUAACGGGAUCAUUAAUUAGCUUCAUUUCAGUUUGAUUAUCGUUCGUCACUCGUUUACGUUGCUAAACUCUUUGUUUUGCGUACAUACACGCGUACUACGAUUUUCUCUAGAAGGAUUAAAUCACAACACACUUAGGAUUUAUUUUUUAGAUUAUAUAAAGAGAAGAAUAUACUAUUUUUACAUAUUUUCUUGGUGAUUGUAAUCAUUAUAUAUCACUGCGUACUGCAUUUUAUGUGAAUAAAAUAAAAGUGACG
Messenger RNA from Ooceraea biroi (clonal raider ant), 2215 nucleotides. It is a transcript of the gene ref(2)P, whose product is annotated as refractory to sigma P. Lineage: Eukaryota; Metazoa; Arthropoda; Insecta; Hymenoptera; Formicidae. Gene Ontology annotation, molecular function: protein kinase C binding; K63-linked polyubiquitin modification-dependent protein binding; zinc ion binding. Gene Ontology annotation, biological process: aggrephagy; mitophagy; endosome organization. Gene Ontology annotation, cellular component: amphisome; aggresome. The record is from RefSeq and is a predicted model, not a curated record.